Peronospora belbahrii is the source of this 960-nucleotide messenger RNA. The record is from the annotation of a GenBank genome assembly. NCBI's taxonomy places the organism in Eukaryota, Oomycota, Peronosporomycetes, Peronosporales, Peronosporaceae.
AUGUCACGCCCGUUCCUGCGUUCGCGUCACCUACUGCCGUCGCUGGCGGCUCCAACAGCUCUUUUUGCUUUGUCAUCCGCUCAUCUAGAAGCGGCAGAACCUGAAGCCAAAUCAUCUCCCGCUGUAGACUUUGUGGGUGUAUUUGUAGAGAAAGAGUCGGCCGCGCGUCUGCGCCAACAGUUCCCAAGCAAGUUUAAGGGCGAUGGUAACGAGCCACUGGUGGUGGUGCUGCGGUUCCAACCUACGUAUGAGGAACAGGAGGCGUUUGCACCUCUUUUUGGACGUGCGGCCAACCUGCGCGUUCAUGGAGUGGCCGAGGAUGCCCAUGCUCAGACGGUAUUGGUUGCUGUCACAACUGAGACGGGAGAGUCGCUUGAGUAUGAAGAUGCCGCGGAGCCCGCGCACCUGACGCUAUCGACGUCAGCCGAAGGACUUAGUGCCGGAUAUUCUAGCGUGCUGCUGGAGCGUCUGCGCGCCAGUGACAAGCUUCGAUAUCUACUGGAUGAAGAGAAGACGACAACGUAUUGGACAGGUGAGCUGCCGGCUUUUGACUCGAAGCAUUUACCGCUGUUUAGCCCCUUCCCAGCCGUGGAGGCCACGGUUACGAAGUUAGAUGCGAAACAGAGCGAGGAGCUGGCACUGCAGGGAACUGUGUGUCUCUCUUCCCAAUUCGACGCAGUAACUUGGGAGUGCACAGCACCUAAGGCUGAGUGUGGAUUUUGCAAGUUUAUGAAAGCAGGUCCGUGCGGCAAGGAGUUUACGGCGUGGGAGGCUUGCCUAGAUCGCUGCAAGAAGAGUGGCGAAGACUUUAUUGAACAAUGCGGAGCUCAGACGUUGGGACUGCGGGACUGCGUGGACGCUAAUCCGGAGUACUACCAUGUGCUGAAUGAUAGCCCUGAAGAAGAGGAAAAUGAAGAGAACAUUGAGGAGACAAAGUAUGACACAGAAGAAAAGAAGUAA